Messenger RNA from Venturia canescens, 5504 nucleotides. RefSeq names its product protein apterous-like. Bases 1895 to 3667 code for a protein of 590 amino acids. Lineage: Eukaryota; Metazoa; Arthropoda; Insecta; Hymenoptera; Ichneumonidae. The transcript has 6 exons. Gene Ontology annotation, cellular component: nucleus. Gene Ontology annotation, molecular function: RNA polymerase II transcription regulatory region sequence-specific DNA binding; DNA-binding transcription factor activity, RNA polymerase II-specific. The record is from RefSeq and is a predicted model, not a curated record. Gene Ontology annotation, biological process: regulation of transcription by RNA polymerase II; neuron differentiation.
GCCGCUGAGACGAGAGAGAGUCACCGUUCCCGGCCGACAGUCAGACGAGAGACGCGCCGCGAGAAUUCACACUGCGAGAGACGCGCGCAGUUCCCGAGAGUGUUCUCCCCCACGUUCGAGCACAUGCGCGUAUCUCAUCUGACCACAUACUACAACGCGAUACUCGAGAAUAAAUCCUUUUUCCGUCGUACCAAGUUACUCCGGGGAAAAAAACGUAACCAAAAAAAAACAUCCUCCACUACGAGAAUAAAGAACAAAACGAUAAUAAAACCCGCGAGAUUAAACAACCCCCUCGAACAACAUUCGAGCCCGCGUCUCUGUGCAUGUGUUCUUUCGUCUAUCUAUGUGUAUUCGUGUAUUUUAUCCUCCCCAAAAUUCUGAGUCCCGAACUACCGCCGGCUGGACCUUCCAGUUGAAUCCACGUGAAUCUUUCAUCGCCUGUAACCUCGACGAACGCGAUACGAGUUCGUGCUCUCUUAUCCUCUGACAAAUGUCAAAUUAGUUUUGCCCAUUGAAAGCCUACGAGCGUGGAAUAUAAUAAACUUCGGUCGAUAAACAUCCGUGAUUCCCAGUGUACUCUGUGCCUAAGAGCUGUUAUUGUUUUUCCUUUGUUUUUUUUUCUUUUUUUUUUUAAAUUUUCUCCUGUUUUUCCUGUCUUCGCUCGACUCUUGUGUCCCAGUGUUGCCAUACGAAGAUCCAAUUUCUUCGUGUGCCCAGCCGACGGUUUGCUUUACAGACCAUGUGUCCACGUGCCAGCUCAUUAUUACGAUUGUGGCUAGAAAUUAUUGAGGGUGUUCCAUCCACGUGCCUGCUCAUGUACCAAAAGGUCUGAAACCUCAAAGUCCGGGUGUGGUGUCAGUGUCAUUAUUUCGUUGUCAAACGCGAUGGUUUGCGAUGACACUGCUGCUUGACAUCGCUGGUCAAUUGAGCGGACAAAUGAACCGUUCGCAAUGACCCUCCGCGACGAUUUGGACAAUCGUGAAGAACGUUGAGGUCGAACGAGUAUCGUUUGAUGAACGGAAAACGUGCUCAACCGGUUAUGAACUUUGAGCCACUCGCGUUUUUCUGUUCCGACAUUUAUCUGGAAAAUGUUUGUCCGCCGAGUAGUUGAACAGUAAAAACACAACGUGCAAGAAAGAAACUCCAAUGUUAUUGUGAAAUUGGAGGAUCCGGAGAAAAGCUCGUUCGAGACAGAGCGUGUUAAGGAACAAGGAAUACAAGAAGAUUGUCGCAGCUGAAAUUUACAACGCGGCCGAAAGAAGCCUCUUGCGGAGCUAACAAGUCGCGUUUAUCUGGUCCCGACGAUCGUGAAAGAGUGGCAACCAACCAGGACGUGGAGCAUUACUGGCUUGGCUCCUCUUUACCCUCCCCGCCGGUGAAACACUCUCCGCCGAGACUCGGACUGUCCAUGUUUUACCGCGGGAUGACCGUGGGAAGAUUGCUGGUGGCCAGAGAAGGACACUAUCGUCGUUGUCUCGUUGCUACGACUCGGAGAGCAGGAUAACCGUGCAGUUGACCUCAACGGGGACCUUAAAAGUAUCUUUCUAGUGGUGCUUGUUCGUCUGAUCCCUUCGCGGAAACCCGCUGUCAAACUCCCUUUUUAACCCUCAAUUUUCCGAGGGAUUUGAAGCUCCCGUUAAAUGAAAUUCAGUGCAAGUGUCUAAAGCUUUCGCUUCGUGAUUCGCGACUCAUCAUCCACCGAGCUGAGUGUUUCUUUCGUGCUGAAUAAAAUAUAUUCAUCAUUCGAAAAUCAAGCUAAAAACGAGAGGCUGUGCUUGUAGCGUCGGACGCCAUCUCCGCGUUACCGGCAGUAUCCAGGUCCCCCGGUCCCCCCCUAACCACUUCGGCGUCUCGCACCCUCAGCGGGAACCACCCCGCGAAAGCAGCCACCCUGAUGGGAGUGUAUGAGGAACGCGCCCCUCCUACCACCGGCAUGCACUGGCCGCCGAGCUCACAGGAGCGUGGCAGCGGCUUGGCUUUGGGCUGUCAAGGUGGGCCAGGUAGCGCGGGGGGGCCCGGAGCAGUGGACCAGGCAAGAGACCUAAGCCCAUGCCUCCCCGCGUCGAUGGGCGACGCCGCACGACCGACGACCCUUCCGUGCAGCCCUCCCGCGGCCCACCACCACCACCAUCAUCAUCACCAUCAUCCGUCUCAUCGAACACCGCUUCAUCAAACCCAUUGCGGCACGAACAACAAUUGCUAUGAUGGAUCGACCACCCCCUACGACUCCAGGGAUUAUGGUUCACCAGGAGGUGCGCCGGAGUUCCGGAACAGCGGAAACUACGACAACGCCAGUGAUCUCAGCGCACCAGCCCAAACGACGCCCCACCACCAUCACCAUCACCAUCACCACCACAACGAGCCCCAACAAAAUCACCAUCUCCAUCACCAGACACAGAUUCAUCAACAAACGGAGCGAUGCACGAACAACGACGAUUCACAUCCCGUACCAAAACUCGAACCACCCCCAACCCCACCAGCCCAAUCGGAAGACGUUCCCGGGGUCGUUUGCGCUGGCUGCGGACUCAGAAUAGCCGACAGGUUUUACUUGCAGGCUGUCGAUAGGCGGUGGCAUGCCUCAUGCCUACAGUGCUCCCACUGUCGACAAGGCCUCGAUGGUGAAGUCACUUGCUUCAGCAGGGACGGUAACAUCUACUGCAAGAAGGACUACUAUCGAAUGUUCGGAAGUAUGAAAAGAUGCGCCAGAUGUCAAGCAGCGAUUCUCGCCUCGGAGUUGGUGAUGCGAGCAAGAGAGCUCGUUUUCCACGUAAGAUGCUUCUCGUGCGCGGCUUGCGCGGUGCCCCUCACUAAGGGCGAUCAUUUUGGAAUGAGGGACGGUGCCGUACUCUGUCGUUUGCAUUAUGAGAUGGGCGCCGAGCUUCAUCCCUCCCAAAGUCCACCCGUGCCCGUCUAUCCGCCUGGACCCCAACAUUACCCCGGUCAACCUUUCCCCUCGCCCGAAUUCUUACAUCACCAUCCUCACGGGCCUGCUCAACAUCCCACCGUGCCAAGCCAUCCCCAUCACUCGAUGCAUCCUCAACAUCCUCAUCAACUCACCCACGCCAGUCCUGUCCCUCUUCAACCUUCAACACCCUCCGGACCUGACGGCGGAUCACCACCCAAAGUACCGUAUUUCAAUGGCGCUGCCGCUAAUAACGCGGUUCCACCGCCUAGACAAAAAGGACGACCGAGGAAAAGGAAACCCAAAGAUCUCGAAGCUAUGACUGCCAGUCUCGAUCUAAACUCGGACUACAUCGACAUGCCUUUUGGCAGAGGCGGACCAGGCACUCCUGGCAUGCCCGGCUCUAACAGCCGGACUAAACGCAUGAGAACGAGUUUCAAACAUCAUCAGCUCAGAACCAUGAAGAGCUACUUCGCUAUCAAUCACAAUCCUGACGCGAAAGAUCUCAAACAGUUGUCACAGAAGACUGGAUUACCAAAGAGGGUGUUGCAGGUGUGGUUUCAAAACGCUCGGGCAAAAUGGCGGCGAAUGGUGCUCAAGCAAGAAGGCAAAUCGGACAAGUGCGGCGGUGUCGACGGCGGUUCGAUCGGCGACCUUGAGCUUUACGGGAACAGCGCCGGCAGCGGUGGACCACCGAUGAGUCCGCCAUUCAUGCUCGGCGGAUCUCACAGCCCUGCGUCCCUCGCCUCCUUGGACUGCGCGUGAUGGCCGUGAUGUUCUUCUUAAGCGGGUUUAACACGUUCAAGGGCCUCAUGAAAAUAAGAAUAUCACGAAAGUACGCGAAUCGAAAAUGAAUUUUUUGCCUCCACAUUCGAAUCCACACCGCGAGCCGAUCAGCCGCUCCCAUUCUGGACCUUCGCGCAUCGGGACUCGGAGGUUUUCCCUCUUUUUCGAACUGGUGGCUACCGAAAAGUUGACUCGAAACGAACAAUUUCGUUGUGCCCCUUAAAAAGAUGGGUCUUUGUACAAAUAAAUUUGUACUCAAGUCCGACUCUCAGUCGCCGUUACGGAAAGAAAACGACGUUUAUUCGUCGAGAACAAGGUGAGAGAAACACGGACCCUUAUAAUGAUCGUUUAUUCGUAGUCCACGUGUUUCAAUUGUCGCUGUGAAUAUUUAUUGAAAAAUUCCAAGGUUUUUCGGUGAGAAAUAUCUUGAAAUAGAACUUUAAUGGACUGCCUGAGGAUCAUAUAAAAUAAAAUAAAAAAAAAAAAAUAAAAAAAAUGAUAAAAAAAAAAAGCAAACAAACAAACUUCAGACAUCACGCUGUACUAUAUUAUGUAUAUGAAUAAAAAUAACAUAGCGAGCGAUAGACUCUUAUACAUAUGAAUAUAAAUAUAUAUGCAUAUAUAUUUAUUGUAGAACGAGACACGGGAACGUGGUCUCGGACGUAUCAAGCCCGUUUCAGCAGGCCAGAGAUUUUUUGUUUUUUACUUUUAAUCGAGUCUACCCCCGAGACGUAAUGAAUUUCCUUGAAUAAUAUGCGAUGAGAAAUGAAAUCGGAUAAAAGGAAUGAUUCCUCGACGAAAAAUAAUGAAAUCCCGCGAAAGGCUAUGACCGUCUGCAGGAACAAACGUAUGUGUGUGUGUGCGCGAACGAUGAAUAUUUAUUGUUUUGUUGAUUCUGAAAGAGAGCGUGUGAUACAAUUGGUUGCGAAUGAAAAAAAUGAAGGAAAGAUCCAUCUUUCGUAUUUUUUCGAUCGAAUUCAACGACUCGUUUUUAUUGUUGAAAUACAUUUUCAAUAUUUAUUAUUAAUAUUUAUUCAUCAUCCGAAGUAUUUCAAUGUUUUACAUCCCCGUACGUCAUUCGUGUGUCGCUUCGCUCCGGCACUUGCGAUUGAAAAUUAUCGAUAAAGCUGCUUUUCGACCAAUCGAUUUAAAUCUCGUUGCAGUGGAUAUUGAAAAUUUCAGCAGUACAAUUUAGCCGGUGUUCUCGAUCGAUGUGGUACGAUAAAUAUUUAUUAAAUGUAUUUUAAAGAUAUAUAGAAUAUAUGUGAAAAAUUCAAAGGUACGAAAAUAAGCGAAGAGGAUUAAAAGUAAUGAGAAAAUAACGCGCGACCGUCAACACUGUAAUUAUAGUAGUAAAAAGUUAUAUUCGAAUCCAGUCAACCGAAGGAGCAUGGGCCGCGCGACAAUUUCACUGCGUAUAGAACCUAUAAAUAUAAAUAAAGAAUAAAUAUAUAUAUAUAUAAACAUGAAUAUAAAUCUGUAAAUAAAAAAUACGUUCCUCCAACUUGUUAAGAACAUAAAAACAAAAAAAAAAUAAUAAUAAAAAACGAAAAAAAAAAAACGAAUUAACUUACACUCAACACACGUAUAUAUACAAAGAAACAACACACCGCUAGGUUUUUUUUUAGGGACGAAAUUAAUAAUUGCAUUAGGUAGCGGUCGUAAUAGUUAAAAACAAAAUGGUAAUAACGUUUCAUCGUUAUUAUAAAAGUACUAUGGUAAAACUAUUAAAGUGUAACAACGGAACGAAACGAUUGUCUAAUUUUACAAGAUGACCUUUUUGCAUUGAAUAUAUUUUGACAAUAUUCGCUCUGGA